GCCUGCCGCUAGCCUAUCACCAAUAUGGCGUCUUCCAGGGGCGAUGGUUGGGCCGGCCAGAGCUGGCGGCGACCCGGUAUUGUGGCCGCCGCCGAAGGGCCUUAUCCUUCGGAAACGGAAGCCGGGGCCGAGGGCCUCUAUGUCGCCGUGGAGCGUUGCCCCCUUUGCAAUAGCACGCGCCGCCGCCUGACCUGCGCCAAGUGCGUCCGGAGCGGCGACUUCGUUUUCUUCGAUGGCCGCGAUUCUGAGCGGUUUUCUGAAAAAAAAGAGAGAUUAAAGCACCUUAGAAAGAAACAGCAUGAAUUCCAGUCCCAGUUGUUAAAAGCUAUAGAGGGGAAACAGAUAGCUGAUCAACUGGUGAGCCUUGCAGAAUUCUUUCACUUCAUAUUUCAACUAGUUUUCCUUAGUGCUGUUAUUCAUGGUGCUCUUUGCAUGAGAAGGGGACCGAUAAUUGUUCCUUAUCAUGGGUCUGUCUUAUAUAGAUGGAAAAUAAUGUCUUGCAAGAUGAGAAUUGAGCAGCUGAAGCAAACAAUAUGCAAAGAAAAUGAAGAAAUAGUAAAAAAUUCAGAGUGGCUUCUUAGGAUCAAAGAUGAGAACCAGAAACUUUACCGAAGGGCUCAGCGCCAUCAGGAGAAAAAGGAGAAAAUCCAGAGGCACAACCGCAAGCUUGGAGAGCUAGUAGAGAAAAAGAACUAUGACUUGAGAAGCCAUCACGAACAUCUGGCAGAUCUCCGGCGGUCACAUGUCCUGGAAUUAACCUCUGUUAUAUUCCCUAUUGAGGAAGUGAAAAUUGGUAUGAGGGACUCCACAGAUGUAUCUUCAGAGAGUGACAAUGCCAUGACCUCUAGCACAGUAAGCAAGCUUGCAGAAGCCAGGAGGACCACCUAUCUUUCUGGGCGAUGGGUGUGUGAUGACCAUAAUGGAGACACCAGCAUUGGCAUCACAGGGCCUUGGAUAACCCUUUCCAACAAUGGGGAUUAUUCCGCUUACUACAAUUGGGUAGAAGAGAAGAAAACCACACAAGGACCAGACAUGGAGCAUAACAAUCCUGCUCAUACCAUCAGUGCUGCUUUGUGCUAUGCAACUCAGCUGACUAACAUUUUGUCACUUAUACUGGAUGUAAACCUUCCCAAAAAGCUAUAUAACAGUGAGUUCUGCGGAGAAAAUCUUAGCAGGAGGAAAUUCACCUGGGCAGUGAAAAAGCUAAAUGCCAAUAUCCUUUACCUUUGCUUUUCUCAGCAUGUCAAUUUAGAUCUUCUGCAUCCCCUACAUACACUCAGAAACUUGAUGUACUUGGUCAGCCCUGAGACAGAACAUUUGGGAAGGUCUGGACCAUUUGAGAUCAGUGCCGAUUUGGAAGAUUCCAUGGAGUUUGUGGACCCCAGCGGUGCUGGUGAAACAGAUGAGAGUGGAGAUGAGCACAUAAGUGAUGAAGAAACUGACCUUGGAACAGACUGGGAGAACCUGCCCAGCCCACGGUUCUGUGAUAUCCCCUCCCAGCCGGUAGAGAUGCUGCAGAGCCAGAGCACGCAGGCUUCCCAACCGAUAGCCAGCAGCAGUGCUGGUGGCAUGAUCUCCUCGGCAGCAGCCUCAGUUACCUCUUGGUUUAAGGCAUACACUGGACAUCGUUAAGAAAUAGUUGGGCCUCUAUUGAUCCACCGUCACUGUAGAAGACUUUGUGAUUCAGUUCGGUAGUGCCUGGAACAAGGAGGGGGGGAGGGUGUGUGUCUGACUUUCAUUUGCAGAAGCUCCAGCAGCUCUUGGUUUGCCCAUGCUGUGAAGUUUUCUGACACCUGCGACGGAAUUCAGCAGCUCGGAAUCACAGUCCUUUUUUUUUUUUUUUUUGUGCUGAAAAGAAUUACCUGAACAUUUUAUUUCUAGUCCAUGUUUUCUAAAAGAAGCUAAGAAAGGCAAUCAUUUGAAGCGUGGAGACAGGAAGAGAAUCAUGGAAGAAAGCAAUCUGAGAGUCAUGCAAAUGCUUAAACUCAUCCUGGUCAAUCAGUUCCAGCAAUGCCCUUGGACUUCUUGGUUUUGUGGAGUGUGCAUCAUUUACAAACUUACCAUACAAAUGUACAUUUCAAGAACCUUCUGGCAAAUGAUGCUUUUUAAAUGAGUUUCUAAAUUCUGUUGCCAUAAUUUUAAUACAGAAAACCAUCUUUUUUAAAAAAACAAAAACAAAACACUACUGGCGAUAAUUCUAUCUUUUGUAUGUGUUGCGUUCAUCCAUUAGAAUAUCUUUCUGAAUAUUUUUCACAGUGAACCAUCCAGAAUUUCCAGGGUCCUUGAUCUAGCACCAGACACCAAAGAAAGGCUGGCCCAUAAUAAUUUGCAACUACAGAGCCACUCUGCUGUAGUCAGAAAGUUUGUAUUCAUAUGUUCUUUCAUAGGGUGAAAGCACACUUCUGUUGCAAUUUGGUUUUGUGUACUACAUGUUCUCUGUCUUUUGGAAAGCUGGCACUCCAGAUAUGAGAACAUGAGGACUUAUCCGCCUUUUUGUGUCAAGUUAGUGGAUAAAGAAUGUUGUACAUAGAAUUUGAAACUGUUGUGAUUUUGUUUUGAGUUUUGGAAGGAUUUUAGAAGUAAAAAAAACUUUCCAUUUUCAUUGUAUUAUUCUUGUCCAUUGUCCUUUAACAUAGGUUUAUAUAUUAAACCUACUUCAGAUGCUCCCUUGGCUGUCAGUCAGUUUGCAUGUCUGUUUAUGUUUGUCGGUGCAGUAUUGGCCCUCCAUGCUGAGAUCAGAACUUGGGGGUUAGGCAGUUUUGCAUUAUUCUUCCCAUUAACAAGGAUGAGGGACAGUCUUGCAAUUCAGGCUUAUUUGAGAAUUCAUCACAUGUCUUUCAUACCAUCAUAUCUUUACUUGAUCAUAAGAAUUAUUGACUCUCAUUGAGCACAUCUUCCAAACCAUCAUGUUUGGAACUCCAGUGAGAAAAUCUCUCUAACCAACAGGUCUGGGUAGGGACUGCUUAUAUUGUAAUGGAGUAAGGAGAAAAUGGCAUGUAAUCAUUGUGCUCCUUCAUAAAGCAGUUUCUGCCUUUAUAUUGCCUAGUGAUCCAAAAUAUUGGCUAGGCAGCUGAAGCUUCUGUUACAUCUUUUGUAUGCUGCCCCAUUUGUGGACUCUAGGUAUGUAGUUAAUAGUCUAGCAAUGUGAGGUUUAGAUGCUUUUCUGCCUUGGAGCUGGUUCAGCCUUUCAGCAGAGCAGGUACAUCUAUGAUGUGGAAUAUCCUAUCUUCAAAAAUACACCCACAAUGCUUGUCCAACAUUAAUGCUCUGGAGAUUCUAUGUUGGGCACUUUUUUUCCUGUAUUACAAAGAUUUGCAGUCAUGCAAGAACUUUUGAAUUGGCAAAUAAGUUUUAUUUAGUGUUUCUGUGAUGGUCUUCUAUUUAAGCCUGGAGUUCAUAUAACGAAGUGCAUAGGGUUUUAAGUAACUUUGCUAUGCAUUUUUUCCCCUGCCAAAUAGGAAUUUAUCUGGAUAGGGAAACUAGUCCUUUAUAUUUCUGUUGCUAAACCAAAGAUUGCUUUAGCUAGGUGUUUUGAUUUAAAACCAGAUGGUGCGAUUCUUCCAUUCAUAAGACUUAGUAUAGAAAGAUAGCAAUACAAUGAUCCACAUGCAUCUUUACUGGCUUCUGUGGAAGCUAUAUUGAUUUACAAAAAAGUGGCAGUGGAUGGAAUUGUGAGCGACUUUGGGCUUUGUCUCAAAGAUCUUUGGUGACAUGGGAUUGUCCUCUUACUUCUGUUAAUGAAACAAAUGGAAAUUUGUAAGAAGCAAGGCACUUUAUUGGUUGCAGGUGAUAUGGGCUGCUUAACAUUGAGUGCAGGGGGGGGGGAAUUGCAGGUGGGCUUUCAACACUGUAAAUGUGUUUUCUGUUGUGUGUUCCUUUUCUCUCCUGCUUAUUUUUGAAUGCAAAUACUUGGAAAUCAUUUCUAGUGAACUGAGGGAAAUAAAUUUAAAAAGCCAGUAAGCCAUGAAUCCUUUUUGCUUGUCAGUUUCAACUUCUUAAAAUGGUGCCUCUCUCCUUCAACAGUGGAACAUUGCUUUGGAGGCCACCAAAAGGCAUCCAAAUAGUAAUAAGGUAGGGUGCUGCUCCCUUUCAAGAAAAUAAUUGUAUUUUUGUAACGUUUUUAUACUUCUAGAGCUGUCUGGAGAAGCUACAAAAACAUUUCUACCGUAAAAUUACAGUGCAAUAGAGGAACAUUCUGCUUCAUGGACAGGGAAACCAUUGAUGGGUAUCCUGGGUUUACAUCACUAAUUGCACAUUUUGCAAGACAUUACGGUGUCACAAAAGUAGAGCCGUAUAUAUAGGCCCAAGAAUCUCAACAUGCUUAAUGGGUUACUAGAAAUACAGUAAGCAGUUUGCUGUCUGAAAAUUGGUUCUCAAACAAGGAUUGCUAAUUGAGUAUCCCUAAAUCCUUAAGCUUCUUUUUUUAGCUCAUGAUCUUGUGGUGCCACUUUCAAACUAGUAGCCCUAACUAAAUACAAACGUGUUUUUAAAAUUGUACUACUGCAAUAAAUCUUUGGUUUUUUUAAAAAAA
Molecule: messenger RNA, 4531 nt
Organism: Crotalus tigris (Tiger rattlesnake)
Lineage: Eukaryota; Metazoa; Chordata; Lepidosauria; Squamata; Viperidae
Gene: ATG14
Product: autophagy related 14
Exons: 10
Coding region: 25-1632 (535 amino acids)
Biological process (GO): mitophagy; autophagosome assembly; cellular response to starvation
Cellular component (GO): mitochondria-associated endoplasmic reticulum membrane contact site; extrinsic component of phagophore assembly site membrane; phosphatidylinositol 3-kinase complex, class III
Source: RefSeq, a predicted model, not a curated record